Messenger RNA from Theobroma cacao (cacao), 2401 nucleotides. Its product is annotated as BRANCHLESS TRICHOME-like protein. Lineage: Eukaryota; Viridiplantae; Streptophyta; Magnoliopsida; Malvales; Malvaceae. The record is from RefSeq and is a predicted model, not a curated record.
CCAGACAAAGGCACGACAUUAUAAUAAGGUGAGAGUUGGGGUUACAGUUCUUACUUUCAUGCUGUGCGUCAUGCCUGAUUCCCCAGACAAACUCACCGAAACUCGAGCCCUUUUGUUCCUGUCCCCAAUGUCAUCGCCUUCCAGAUGAACUCAUCCGGCGGGACCCACUCUCCCGCCACCUUUUGCCGCAAAACCCGGCGUCGACGAAGGUGUGGAACGGGAGCUCCGUCAACCCCGCUCCUGCACUGGACUUUCUAUAACAACAACGACGAAAAGAAGAAACACCCCCACCACCAACAGCAACACCCCUCCGCACGGGCUGGAGCUGGAGGCCGACACUUGGAGCUGUCGGCGAGGAAGCUGGCGGCUGGACUCUGGCAGUUGCGGCCGUCUGCUGAGUUGUCCUGCCGCCGAAAUGGUGGCUUUGCCUGUAAACGUAGAUCCUCUGACCGCUUUCGGCCUGGCAAACGUGGUUCGGACACAAAGCAUGAUCAGUUACGGAGAAGCCAAUCCACCAUAUUGGGUCCAAAGCAGGGAACCCUUUAUAAUCUUGAAUCUGUUUUCCCAUAUUCAAAGUCUGUAACAGAAGGAGCAACUAAGUGGGACAGCAGAUGCUUGAAAACACCCAUUGAAGCAUAUUGUUUUGUAAGUCACAUGAAGCUUCUUGAGGAUCAAGUCAAAACUGUGUCCUUUGUGUCUGCGCUGCAAGCAAAGCUAGUGCGAGCUCAAUUAUACAUUCAUGACCUUGAAUCUGAAGUGCGGUCCUCCAGAAAAAAAGUCAAGUACUUACUGAGGAAGCUUGGAGAGGAAAGAAUGGCACAGAACAAGAAAGUACAUGAUAAUAUUUAUGCACUUAUUGAUGAUUUGAAAGGUCAAUUGAGCAGGGAAAGGAAGAACCAACAAGGGAUGGAGAUUCUUAAUUCUCAAUUAGUAAAGGAGCUUGCUGAAGCUAAAUUAUCAGCAACGAAGUUAAUUCAAAAAUAUGAGGAAGAAAAAAGAACCAGAGCGCUGAUGGAGGAAGUCUGUAAUCAGCUAGCUACGAAGAUUGGUGAAGAUAAGGCUGAAGUUGAAGACCUGAGAAUAGAAAUCGUGAAAAUCCGAGAAGAGGUGGAAGAAGAGAGAAAGAUGUUACAGAUGGCUGAGGUUUGGCGAGAAGAACGUGUCCAAAUGAAGUUGAGUGAUGCAAAGUUGGCUCUUGAAAGUAAGUACUCUCAGAUGAACAAGCUGAUAACAGUCCUUGAAACUUUUCUGAGGUCAAGAAGCGCAAGCCUGGGUGUGACAGAGUUAAGAACAGCUGAAGUGAUUGGACAGGCAGUAAUAUCAGUUAGUAAUAUUCAAGAUAUUGAGGAAUUUUCUUAUGAGCCUUUGAGAUCAGGGGAUAUAUUCUCAAAUUUUGAAGGACUACAGCAAGUUGAAGUUUCUGAGAGGGAAAUUGAACCAUGCUUUAAUUACUGUUCUACUGGUGAUGUUUCUAAUUACCACCCUGCGUGUCCUGAGACAAAUAAUCAUGGCAACGAUGGUGUGCCAAAGCAUUCAAGUGCAUUUGUUGAUUACAACAGUGGCAUGGAAGAAGACAGCAGAGGCCAGGAAAGAGUUAAUCAUGCUGAGAAUCAGGGUUCAAGUUAUUGUUUUGAAGAGAUUAUGAACAUAGUUGGUGGAUGCAAAAAUGCUCCAAGGUGUGAAAUAGAAUGGGAUGAAACCACCGGUGGAAAUACUCCAAAUACAGAAAUUAGUGAAAUAUGUUCAAUAUCUGCAGAAUGGUCAAAGCGGAAAAAAUCUUCCGCAAAGCUUCGGACACCAUGUGCAAAUAGUAGUGGCCACAAAGCAAUAUCAGACGAAGGUGGUGGAAGGCUUUCAAGUGGAACAGUUUCCAGUCUGGGGACAAUUUUUCCAAGUAGGAAGUCUGUCAAAGGAGGACUUAGGCACCAGAACUCAAUGGGGCAAUGGGGUUCUAGAGACUUGGUAAAUCCACACAUAGCUCGAGGCAUGAAAGGGUCCAUUGAAUGGCCUAGAGUCCUCCAGAAGAAUACUUUGAAGGCAAAGCAUUGGAAGCCUGGACUGAAAGAGAGAAAGUUCAGUUGCACCGACACUGCACCGGUUGAUUCAUAGGCAAACUAUAGGUUUUUCAAUAUCAUUUUUUUAGAAGCAAGUAUCCGCAGAGCAAGGAUAUGGUCCUGGAAGACACAGACCCAAUAUCUACUCUUACUAGGUUCUUCCUUUUCUUUGAACCUCUUCAGUCACUUUACAACUCUGAUAAAAAGAUUCUUCUCAUCGCUUAUCUAGUUUGUUUUUACAAAUUACAGUCUCCCAGUCCUGGCGGUUGCCAAGUAAGGCAUUCUUGCCUGUCUGUAUAACUGAUAUGGUUACCAGAAUUUAUCAAUAUAAUUCUUUUUUCCUGAAA